CGCCCCCUCCUUCGCCGCCUCUGCCUGCCGCUCCGGCCGCGGCUCCUCCCGAGGGCCGGUUCCCGCUGUCUCUGCCGCGGCGCCUGGGGCACACCGGCGUAACUGACCAGCUGGCCGCUGGCGUCGGGAGCUGCCGCGUACACUGGGAAGCCGGGACCGAGUCGUCCAGCCGCGCCUCUCGCCUCUUGCCCCAGCGGGAGCCCGGCUGGCGAGCCGCGCUCCGGCCCUUCCCGGGCGGCGACGCAGCCACAGCCCGCGCCCAGACACAGAUGUGGGAAGAUAAAUGAAGGGGUCUAGAAGUAAGAUAAACGUCAGUGGAAAGCACAGCUACCAUCACUAAGACAUGUAUUAUGUGAGAAGUUCAUUGGAGAAGAGAAUGCUUUAGUGGUGUAUCUAUUUUGGAAGGCUUAUAUUCCACAACAUCCUGAAGGACUGAAAACAGUGAAAUCACUUUCAGAGUUAAAAGACUAUUAAGAAUUCAAGAUGGGGACUCCUGGUUCUGGAAGAAAAAGAACACCUGUGAAAGACCGAUUUUCUGCAGAAGAUGAAGCUUUGAGUAACAUUGCCAGAGAGGCAGAGGCAAGAUUGGCAGCAAAACGGGCCGCCCGGGCAGAAGCAAGAGAUAUACGCAUGAGAGAACUGGAACGACAGCAAAAAGAGCACUCUCAUCAUUCUUUUGAUCGGAAAUGGGGACAGAUUCAGAAGUGGCUGGAAGAUUCGGAAAGGGCCAGGUAUUCCCACCGGUCCAGUCAUCAUCGUCCUUAUCUGGGAGUUGAGGAUGCAAUGUCCAUUCGAAGUCUUGGCAGUCACAGGUACGAUAUGCUCAAGGAUAGAUCAUCAAGACUUUCAUCAUUAAAUCAUUCUUACAGUCAGUCUUCUGGAAUGAAAAAGAGGUCUUCUGGUUCUCGUAAAGACCUGCUGAGUGGCCUGUACUUUGACCAGAGAAAUUAUAGCAGUCUUAGACAUAGCAAACCCACCUCUGCCUACUACACUCGGCAGUCUUCUUCCCUGUACAGUGAUCCUCUGGCGACAUCUAAGAGUAACAGGGCCUCCCCUACUGCAAAUUCUGGUCUGCUGAGAAGUGCCAGUCUGGCAUCAUUGUACAGUGGUGGAUCAUAUAACCCUUAUGGUUCUCGAACUCCAUCUGAGUACAGUUACUACUCAUCAAGAACAAGUUCGUCCCGAAGCAGUCCGGUGUUUACCAACGAUGACAACGCGAGCAUUGUGUCUUCUGAUCGUGCCAGUCGUGGGCGAAGGGAGAGUGUGGUUUCUGCUGCUGAUUAUUUUAGUCGCCGCAAUCAUAGGGGAAGUGUUGUCUCUGAGGUGGAUGACAUCAGUAUCCCAGAUUUGACCAGUUUGGAUGAAAAAUCUGACAAACAGUAUGCUGAAAAUUAUACCAGACCUUCAUCUCGAAAUUCUGCCUCAGCAACAACCCCUUUAAGUGGAAACUCAUCCAGACGAGGAAGCGGGGACACCAGCAGCUUAAUAGAUCCAGACACCUCCUUAAGUGAAUUGCGGGAUAUCUAUGACCUUAAGGACCAGAUACAGGAUGUAGAAGGGAGAUACAUGCAGGGGCUUAAAGAACUAAAGGUAUCAGGGCCCAUUCUGCAGCCCACGCAUGCUGUGUAUGCAGAAGUGUUGGAGUCUUUGUCUGAAGUAGAAGAAAAAUACAGGAAAGCCAUGGUUUCUAAUGCACAGUUAGACAACGAGAAGAACAAUUUGAUUUACCAAGUAGACACACUCAAGGAUGUUAUUGAAGAACAGGAGGAACAGAUGGCAGAAUUUUAUAGAGAAAACGAAGAAAAAUCAAAGGAGUUAGAAAGGCAGAAACAUAUGUGUAGCGUGUUGCAAUAUAAGAUGGAUGAACUUAAAGAAGGUCUUCGGCAAAGAGACGAACUUAUUGAGGAGAAUCAGCGCAUGCAACAGAAACUAGACACCAUGACAAAAGAGGUGUUUGACCUCCAGGAGACACUUCUUUGGAAAGAUAAAAAAAUUGGGGCCCUAGAGAAACAAAAAGAAUACAUUGCCUGCCUUAGGAAUGAGCGAGAUUUGCUCAGAGAGGAGCUGGCUGCCCUGCAGGAGACAGUGAAGACGGGAGAGAAACAUGGCUUAGUUAUAAUCCCCGAUGGCACUCCCAAUGGUGAUGUCAGUCAUGAGCCAGUGGUUGGAGCCAUCACUGUUGUGUCUCAGGAAGCCGCUCAGGUCUUGGAGUCAGCAGGAGAAGGGCCACUAGAUGUACGGCUACGAAAACUUGCUGGAGAAAAGGAAGAGCUGCUAUCACAGAUUAGAAAACUGAAACUGCAGUUGGAGGAAGAACGACAGAAGUGCUCCAGGAAUGAUGGCACAGUGGGUGACCUGGCAGGACUACAGAAUGGCUCUGACUUACAGUUCAUUGAAAUGCAGAGAGAUGCCAAUAGACAAAUUAGUGAAUACAAAUUUAAGCUUUCAAAAGCAGAACAGGAUAUAACCACCUUGGAGCAAAGUAUUAGCCGGCUGGAGGGACAGGUGCUGAGAUAUAAAACUGCUGCUGAGAAUGCGGAGAAAGUGGAAGAUGAACUAAAAGCAGAAAAAAGGAAGCUACAACGAGAGUUACGAACAGCGCUGGACAAGAUUGAGGAGAUGGAGAUGACCAACAGCCACCUGGCCAAGCGGCUGGAGAAGAUGAAGGCCAAUAGGACAGCACUUCUGGCCCAGCAAUAGGGAGGCCACCCUUUGACCUGGGCGCUGCUCCUUGGGGCCCUGCCCAGAGGAACUGACUCUUUGUCCAUUGACAGAAACCCCUUUCAGUAGUACUGUUUGAGUUUUGUCAUUAAAAUAGUCACCUUUGUAUUUUAUAAUUUAUGAGAGAAUGAAGCAGGUUUGAAUCUUCAUGAAUGAACACUUGGAUUUUGUUUGUAGUUUGAUUUUAGACUAAGAACCAGUCCAUACUGUUAUUUUUAAUUUCCAUAAUUUCAGAAUCACGUUUACUCUACAUUUUCCCCCAACUGCCUCAGUGACUGGGCACCCGAGGCCUUGGCAUGGGUUGUAGAGGACAGCAAUUCCAUGAGUGCUCACUGAGAUGCUUGCUGGAGACCUCAGAAAACACAAGUGCCUUCUCCACGGUGCAGUUCAGACUUCAGCGAUCUCCAGUGGUCAAAAGACAUUUACCCUUAAUAUCAGAUAGCAUUUAUAUUUUGGUGAAGAAACAAGUUCACAGAUGGGGCAUCUAUGUUUCACUCAAAUUUAUAUGUUUGGAGGAAAAAGCUUUUUUGGUAAAAUAUUUAAAUUUAUAUAAGAAAAUGUUAGGAAAAAAUAUGGGGAGUGUUAUAUAAAACUUGCUUUAUUGCAUGGGGCAGGGGAAGUCCAAGGGCUAAUACUCUUAAAUAAGAGUAGGGUCCUUAUUCUUCAAUAGCAACUGUGCUGUACCUUGUAAAGUAUUUCAUCUGCUGCUUAUUUGUGGAACGAAACCUCAGACAAGCUGAAGGGGGAGGGAAGGGCAGGGUAGGCAGGUAAGGAAUCUGCCUAAAGAUUCUAUUAAACACACCCUUUUGCCAACCAC
Messenger RNA from Microcebus murinus (gray mouse lemur), 3538 nucleotides. Lineage: Eukaryota; Metazoa; Chordata; Mammalia; Primates; Cheirogaleidae. The record is from RefSeq and is a predicted model, not a curated record.